AUGGCACCAACAAGGAAACAUGCAACGGCACCAGGACUCUCCACAUGUGAAUCCUUGAUUCAAAAUCUGCAGCAUCUGGCCCAAGUUGCUCAAACACUGAGCAACAUGAUCCUCCAACCACCACCCCCAAGUAGAAACUCAGAAGUCAGCCACCAAAUCUCAGAACAUCGGCCGCCUACCUUCUCAGGGGAUGAAGACCCCAUAAUUCUCGAAGAAUGGAUCCGAAGUUUUGACAAAAUAUUCGAGGCAGUAGAGUGCCUGGAGGACCACCGAAUAGAAACCGCCUCCUUCUAUUUCAAACACGAAGCUGACCUCUGGUGGGUCCACGAAGGACCUAAUUAUAAGCAAAGACCAGGGUUCAACUGGGAGGCCCUAAAAGCACAAUUACGAGAACGGUUCUACCCCAGUCACAUAAGGGCAUCUAUGUAUAAAGAGUUUCUCCACCUGAAACAAGGAACAAACCCAGUCACAGAAUAUUACCAACAGUUCCUCAAACUAGCUCGCCACACACCCGAGCUAGUACCUACAGAGUCAACCAAGAUCGAGAGAUUUAUGACAGGCCUCAACCUCAAAAGCCAGAAGGCCCUAAUCCUACGCAAACCAAAGACACUCGAGGAAGCCUAUGCCAAGGCAUCCCAACUACAAUGA
Ipomoea nil (Japanese morning glory) is the source of this 648-nucleotide messenger RNA. RefSeq lists its product as uncharacterized. The record is from RefSeq and is a predicted model, not a curated record. The transcript has a single exon. Lineage: Eukaryota; Viridiplantae; Streptophyta; Magnoliopsida; Solanales; Convolvulaceae. Bases 1 to 648 code for a protein of 215 amino acids.